Messenger RNA from Anas platyrhynchos (mallard), 3431 nucleotides. RefSeq names its product CKLF like MARVEL transmembrane domain containing 7 (gene CMTM7). NCBI's taxonomy places the organism in Eukaryota, Metazoa, Chordata, Aves, Anseriformes, Anatidae. The record is from RefSeq and is a predicted model, not a curated record. Gene Ontology annotation, cellular component: membrane.
CCCUGCCCCUCAGCGGCCCCUCGGCGCCGCCCAGCCCCGCCGCCUCCGUGCCGGCGGUGGCGGGCCGGUGGGCGCUGAGGGGAGCGGGGCCGGCAGCCAUGUCGCACGGGGCGCGGGUCAUCCGCACCGGUGUCAGCAGCGCAGGGCCGGCGUCCACAUCGCCUCCCGCCGCUUCUUCCAGCGCCUCAGCGAGCUCGGACGGGGAGCUGGUGGACGGCGCCUAUUUCCGCUCGUGUGCCGGCAUGCUGAAGGUGGCCCAGAUGAUCUCGCUGCUGGUCGCAUUCAUCAGCAUAAACAAUUCUCAGUGGACGAAUUACAGUGCAUACAGCUACUUCCAGAUUGUCGCCAUGUGCGACUUGGUUAUGGUUUUGUUCUUCUACAUCAUCCACAUUUUCAGAAUCUACAGGAUGCUCACUUGUGUCAGCUGGCCCCUUGCGGAGUUUCUUCAUUAUUUAAUUGGUACCAUUCUGCUCCUCAUUGCAUCCAUUGUAGCAGCAUCGAAGAGUUACAAUGUGACUGGCCUUGUGGCUGGAGCGACUUUUGGAUUCCUAGCUACAAUCCUUUGUGUUUUAAGCAUCUGGUCAUCCUACAAGGUUUCUUGCAUUACCCAGUCAACAAAUGCAGCUGUAUGACUCCUCCAUCUCUGCAAGAGGUCUGCCUUACGAAAUAGUAUACCAUAGAGGAGCAUCCACCAUGGAGAAGAAAGCCUGGGUAUUUCAUUAGAAGCCUGGACAGCCGGUAGCCUUUGAAGAUCUACUUGAAUUCCUAUGCAAAACAAUGUUGUGAACCAAAGCUGUUUUUUUUCUCCCCCAUCCAAAAAGUUUGCUUUCCCCCCAGAAGAAGUUUAUAAUGGAGAACCAGCUUUUUCUGAGCUUUACAGAGAAAGACUACUUGUGUCUCUCAAGCUGGGCUGCAGUCAUUGCCAGUCAUUUGCAAUAAGUACUACAAAAAAGACUAAUUUGGAGAGUUGCUUGAUUCUCCUUUCAGAGGGAUGGAAGAAUUGUUUCUAAUUUCCUCCAUCUGUUUACAGAAGGGAAAUCCUGCAAAUUCCUACCUGAUUUUUUAACUUCCAAGGAUGGUUUGUUUAACAAAGGAACUGUUACAAACUGAUCUGUGCCUGGAUAAGCUGACCCAAGUCUUUGUUACCUCUUCCUACCAGAGCCAUGGAUUUUUCUAACAGCAGCUCAGCCAGCGUCAAAAAGUACCAACUGCAAUUUGUAUAAAUUACUGCAAAUACUCUCUUCUAGCCCCAACAGCACAUGAUGACAUUCGUGGUUUUUUUGUUCACAAAUUUUAAGUUUAUUAACAAUCAAAAAUUAUUCUUAAAAGCUUCCCUCUGCCAAAUGCAGGGAAAUACCUACCCAAGAAUAAGCGUUUAAUGAUUUGCUAGGUCUUUUUCUUUCUUUUUCACAAAUACUUGGUGGAAUGGACAUUCAUAAGACUUGCUGUAUGGGAAAUUUCUGGUGAAUUUCCUAGAAAGGAAAAUACUCUCUUAGGAGGCUAAUGGUGUUUAUGGAAAGCUCAUUGUGAAUAGAGCAAUCUAUCACAAUCUGUCUAGUGCCUCUUUCUCCCUCUUUCAUGUGUUUUUUCCCUUCCUCUGCCUCUGCUGGGAUUGAUAUUUUCAGGGGUUCUGCCCAAAGCCUGGACAGAGUUUUGUCCAACCUGACAUUGUUGUGAAGCUUUAUGUAACUUUGAGGCUGGGACAAUGCUGCUACCUUCUUGGCACCUCUGCCCUUUUGCAGUCCAUCUCUGAUGAGCUGGAAACUCUUUGCAGAAAAAAGGGAAGCAUAGGCUCCUCCUCCUUGGUGCUCUUCCCUUUCACAUCUAGCUGUGAAGUAGAGCUGACACGUUUAAGUUGGUCUCUUACGUCAGGACAACUGCAUGACAGUGCAGCAGGUUUCUGCAAAAAAUAGGAUUUUUAGUUUACCAGGUCCAAUCUGGAGGAAGUGUUUUCUGGCCUGCUAUGCAUUUUUCUAUUUGUCUGAAAUUCUGCAUAAAUACUCCUAAGUAAUUUAAUGAUCUGCUUUUAGAAAAUGCUUUUUGUGCCCCUUUACAGGUUAUCAUGCAUUGCCAUUUGUUGCCACCUUAAUUUCUUCUCUCGUCCUAUCAUGUCUUUGGUUGUUUUUUGGUUUUGUUUUUUAUUCUUUAACAAAGGAAAUUGGCCAACUGCUAAAAUUCUUUAAAAAAAAUGAGAAAUUAAAUGGAAAUAACUGAGCAGAAAACUUAGAAAGGCAGAAAUCCUCCUUCUCAUGGUACACAGUUUCUGUGAUUACUACUGCUGUUCCUUUUCGUAAGUGACUUAUUCCUAACAACACAGAGCAGGAAACAAUUGGAAAGCACAGAAGUCUGCUAUAUAUGGAUGAAGAUACCUGUAUUCACUCCAAGAUAAAUUGCUUUGACAUUAAUGCGGAAGAUUAUUCAAAUAAAACUAUUCACUUUGAGUGAAAAUACCAGCAGAAGGUAGCGAUAUAAGUAUAUGAUAGGGGGGUCUCUUUUUCAUUUUGCAACAAAGGUGCCUCAUCACCUGCCAAUACUGACUUGACCACAGUUUUUGGAAAACGAUCCCCUGGCUUCAAUUUGGAUUGACAAGAUAGCUAGUUAAGGAUACAAUUUCUUCUGUUCCCCCAAAGGAAAGAGAAGUGCUCUGUUUCUGUUGGUAGCACCUUCAUCUCUUGAAAGCAGCACUCAGAUGGAUAGUAGGCACCUUCUACAAGCUUUCACCUGCCUUGGCAAUCCUGUGGGAAGGAGUCUUCAGCUAUGCGUGGUGUGAGUGCAGCUGGGCCCACAGAGCAGCGCUGGCACUGGAGAGAAGCGUCUGGGGCUGGAGGCUGGGUUUGCAGCGAAGAAAAGGCUGUUUCCAUGUUCUGCUGGGAUCGUGUCCCCUCUGCUGACACUACGUGCUCACCCGUUUUCAGCCUCCCACGGCACUCUGUCACUUGCUCCCAUGGCGUGGGGGAAGCCUUUAGGGGGAAUUUCUUGCAGUUCGACAACCAAAGAACUCUUGGAUGAUGCAGUGUGGUAGCCCAAAGAAUAUAUUUUGCUCUAAGUGCACUUGUUUAUACUGGAUCAAGGGACAUCAAGUACAAGUUUGCUUCUGGUUUUGUGCCUUUGAGGCUGGAAAACUGACAUUUCUGCUGGCACAGCUUCCUCACUACUCCCAAAUCCUUGUGAAACAUACCCACCAGGAAAAGCACAGCUUUUGGUGAAAUCACCAGCUCUACCAGCAGGUCUGUGAAUGACAGCUCUGUCUGACAAGGACUUUGGCACUUUACUACUGUAGCUCUGCCAGCAGAAGUGUUCUAACUUUCCUUCAGUGUCAACCCGGUUCUGAAAUCUCCAUCUGUCUGUUACUUUGUCAAAUUUGGGAUUCCAGCUCUUUAUCUAAAAAUAAACUGUUUGCUAUUUGGAAGAUAAAAUGGCUUUGAUAAUUG